CAGCCCGGGAAACAUAAGCCCUCACUUAUUCCGUCCGAUCGAUUGUAUCGAUCGUUAAUCGAUUAGAGAGUAAUGUGAUUUUGCUGUGAUCUCGGCUUUAGGAUUUUUUAAGAUGGCUGCUAUGCAAAUAUUUACGGUGUUGCUUAUCAUAAGCAGUCUUGCAGCUUCAAAGAAAGUUGAAAGUAAGGUGUCUGAAUUGUUGGAAUCAAAUGGAAUUAAAGACAAUGCUACCCCAGAAAAGGGCGUGAAACGGGGCAUCUACGGCACUGGUGUCCUGGGCUCCAUCGGCUCUUAUGGAGGUUCGCCAUAUGGUGGCAUAUCUGGCCCUGGUUUUGGUAUUGGACCAGGACUUUCCAUUGGCUCUGGAAUUAGCGGCGUGGCUGUAGGACCCUCUUUAGGAGUCGGACCAGGAGUGGCGGUUGGACCAGGAGUGGGUAUUGGACCAGGAAUUGGGAUUGGACAAGGAGUGGGGGUUGGCCCUGGAGUAGCAGUUGGUCCCGCAGUAGCAGUCGGGCCAGCCGUAGCUUCCGCUCCUGUGGCAGUAGCAGCAGCACCAGCAGUACAAACAUCAGUGUCCGUGGAGCCAAACCCUGUGGUGCUUCGGCAAGAAGUCCCGAGGUACAUCACUCGCACCAUCACCAGAGACGUCCAAGUGCCAGUUCAAGUACCGGUGCCAUACCCUGUGGAACGACAAGUACCUGUACCAGUCCGGGUUAACGUUCCCGUGCCUGUCGAUCGACCCGUACCGGUCAUCCACAGAGUCCCCGUCGAGGUGACGAGACAAGUUCCCGUGUAUUACGAAAAGAAAGUGCCAUAUCCCGUGAAGGUUUCAGUGCCGGUGCCCUACCCUGUGACCGUAGAGAAGCACGUUCCGAUCGAUCGUCCUGUAUACGUAGACCGUCCCGUGCCCGUACCGCAGCCUGUAUACGUAGACCGCCCUGUGAACGUGCCGGUACCUGUUCAGGUGGACAGGCCAGUGCCAGUUCCACAGCCUGUGGUGGUAGACAGACCAGUUCCCGUCCCUCAACCUGUGGUGGUCGAGAGGAGAGUUCCAGUCCCAGUACAAACCGUCCCAGCAGUGUCUUCAGUAGCCGUUCCAGUUUCGGGCGUUGCAGUGUCAAGUGGUAUUGGCGUGUCAAGUGGUAUAGGCUUAGCGAGUGGUCUUGGCGUGUCGAGUGGAAUUCCAGUUGGAGGCUUAUCAAGUGGAAUUUCAUUAGGAGGUUUGUCGAGCGGUUAUGGAUACGGUGGCAUUUCAAGCGGAAUUUCCAAAACAAUUGUAUCCAAUUCGAUCUCUGGCUACCCGGGUUAUCACAAACGUUAAAGAUGUAUUAAUUUAUUUGUAUUAAUAUAUAUUUUAUUAUGUCUCCCAGACAGCAAUUGAAACAAGUGAUAUAUUGUAAAACUUUAUUUAAAAUUGUUAUUAACUAAGUUAUAAAUUGUACUUUCAUCACAUUUUUUCUAUUUCUACUUUUUGGUAUUUUACAUUAAAAAUGUUUUUUGAUAUACCUACCUA
Molecule: messenger RNA, 1513 nt
Organism: Ostrinia nubilalis (European corn borer)
Lineage: Eukaryota; Metazoa; Arthropoda; Insecta; Lepidoptera; Crambidae
Product: tetra-peptide repeat homeobox protein 1-like
Exons: 2
Coding region: 113-1321 (402 amino acids)
Molecular function (GO): transferase activity
Source: RefSeq, a predicted model, not a curated record